Molecule: messenger RNA, 613 nt
Organism: Linum trigynum
Lineage: Eukaryota; Viridiplantae; Streptophyta; Magnoliopsida; Malpighiales; Linaceae
Source: the annotation of a GenBank genome assembly
AGCGCUCCAGGCCCAGCCCCCAGGACCGAGCCAAUACUCGGCACUCAGCCCAACCAACCGUGUACCUCCAGCCCACUCCGAUGCUACUCACUGAUCAGGCCUUAGGGCCUCAGGCCCUCCUCCUCUCCUCUACCUCUUCGUUACUUCGUCCAGCUCCAGUCCAAGACAAACAUCCAAAAUUCCAAAUCUCCUUCCUAGCUAACCCUAGAGAAAGGCGAUUGCUUGCCGGCUGCCGCUACCCCAGCCGAAAUCGCGACGCAAACUCGCAAAGGGAAAGGGAAGUAGGGAAGCUGGGAAGUGGGAAUGAAAGGAAGAAGGCGGCGAGCCCUAGCAGCCUGACCUCCAGUCUCCAGAUGUUCACUCCACUCCACUAUCGUCUGCCUCUGCCCGACGCCGACCUCGUCUACGCGUCCCGGCUCCGACCUCGUCGACCCGUCCCGCCACCCGCCGUCGCCGAGUCUCCCCGACCGUCACUAACUCACACAGUCCGGCAGUCCCUCCCACUCAGGCAGCAACCUAUUGUCAAAAAGGCAGCAGCCUAUGCAAAAAAUGCAGCGACCAAAAAUGGGCAGAUAUAUAUUUUCAGUUUGUAGUAUAAAACCGAACCGAACCG